Messenger RNA from Lingula anatina, 3304 nucleotides. Its product is annotated as RYamide receptor. Gene Ontology annotation, cellular component: plasma membrane. NCBI's taxonomy places the organism in Eukaryota, Metazoa, Brachiopoda, Lingulata, Lingulida, Lingulidae. The record is from RefSeq and is a predicted model, not a curated record. Gene Ontology annotation, biological process: G protein-coupled receptor signaling pathway. Gene Ontology annotation, molecular function: neuropeptide Y receptor activity.
CAGAUGACGGUUCUCGUGUUUUGGCAGGCAACUUCUACACCAAACGUUCAGAACUGUCAGUGACAACGGCAGGGGUGCUAGCUUUAUAAAAGGCGUCGAUGACAGUUUUCGCUGUGACACGGUUUCAGAUCCUGCUGAAGGGAAAGCUGCGUUACAAUGACACUUUCAAUGGCCAUCAUAUUCUUCAUUGUAGUUAUGGGUGUGCUGAUGGUGCUUUCGGUCGUGAUGAACAUUUUGGUUCUGGUUGUGUUCGGCAAGCAGAAGUCCUUACGCAAUGCUACAAAUGCUUUCAUUUGCAACAUAGCAGUCAGUGAUGUGCUCUUCGCUGGAGUGGUACUUCCGCAGAACGUCCACGAUCUCACCCACACGCACGGCUAUUUUGAAGAUGCUUUCCUGUGCAAGGUUGUCAACGCAUUGCCUCUGGUCUGCAUUAUGACGUCCAUCUACAGCAUGGUGGCCGUCUCAUGGGAGCGGCGACGCGCCAUUAUUCGUAUGGAUCUUCCUCAAAUGCCUUACUUCACCGCCAUCAAGCUCUCGCUGCUCUUCUGGUUGCUUGCAAUUGUUCUCUCCAUCCCUACUUUCAUAGAGUACAAAAAGACCACGGUUUGGGAAGGCAACCAAAGUUAUGGCGUGUGCGGCAGGGACAGAAACAUUACCAGAGAAUAUGCCAUCGCGAAUGGCUUUUUUCUCUUGUUUAUUGCCUAUGUGAUCCCGUCCGUCGUGAUUCUGACGAACUAUGUGAUGUUAGCUAUGUUUUUAUGGAAGAAAAGUCAUCAAGUGGUGCCACAGUUGCAACUGGAAGGAGAGACCGGGGCGUCGAGAACGCAGGGGAAUUUGGCGGUAUCUAAGAUAAAAGUCAGGAUCGUGAAGAUGUUGAUCUUGGUCGCCGCCAUCUUUGUGACGUUGUGGUUACCGUAUUUCGUUUUGUUGAUAAUUGGGAAAUUGACAGACGCAGACGAGAGCGACAACCUAGGUGGCGCUGUUAACAUGGUCCGCAUCACCUUGAGCGUCUUCAGCGUCUGCUAUAACGUUGUUCUCUACCUCUUCUUCAACACACAAUUCCGCAAUGGUUUGAUGAAGAUCCUGUGUUGCUGCAAGCGCAAUGGCAAUCCGCACAGCGAGUCCCUUUACUCAAUACCUCUAGGGGACCAGAACCAAUGGAGCAUGGUGCACCAGCCGGGCAGAGAUUGCAACCCUGCAAUAAGGGCUGGCACAGACUGUUUGCUCCCCAGUGCCGCCUGUAUUGACAAACACGUAAGCUUUGCGAGCAUAAAUAGAGAACUAGUUCCCAGAGAACCUUGUAUUAUAUCAUGUUAAAUUUUAAUAGACUCGCCAUUGUGAUAGCCUUGAAAUACGUUUCACACUUUGUUUUAUUUAAAGAAGGAACGAGAGAACUUGUUUUUGUAACAGUUUGAACAUGAUAUCGUGUUCCUCUUUCUGAGGUGGUAAAACCCUUGAUGUCCUUCGGGGAUAAGUAUUACUUAGUAUUUUCUCAGCAGAACGUUUAAGUGCAGCACUAUUCUAGGUGCAAACGUGGACUACCAACCACAGCAGCACAAAGACUACUUAUACACGCAACAAAGAUAAUAGACAGUCUUAGCUAGCCAUCUAUAUGUGCGUGAGGCGUUUUCUGAGAUGACAGUCUUAGCUCGAAACAUGGGGUUGAGCUUAAGUGCUUGAAGGCCUAUUACUUAAAAACGAGAUACUCUAAGAACGCAGCAUAGAAAUUAAUGCCAAACAAAGGUGACACUUGGUCGUGGACUCAGGGUCUCACCAACAUAUGCAAGUGUUGCCGUUUUGAUUCAAAAUGAUUCAAAAACGAUAAACUACCAACAUGUCUUAGAAUAUGUCUAUCGUGCUCGAUCAAGUUUAGGCCGACAAGUCGAUUUAAGAUUUACUAGCAUGGGAGUGUAACUGGGAUUUAGUGAGUCUAUCUUGUCGCAAGUGUUAUUGCAACUGGAUUAGACAUAGUGCACAAGUGACUGGGGGAAAUGAACCGUAAUUGUACGUAUUUAAGCAUUACGGUUACAGCAUUCAUAGUGACAGCGAUAUUUCUGUUAAUAUCAAUGACUCCCUUCAGACGUAACUGCUAUAUCGUCACCUUAAUUUGCAUUUUCCCAAGAGGCCGUAUUCCUAAUUUUUAAAAUGAUGAACAAGAAAAAUGCAUAGAUUAUUGCCACGAAAUAUUUGGUUACAAGAAAGUGGAUCGCCUUUUCACGUUAGCAAUCAGUAUAUUGUCCUUUGUCAAUCUUUGCUAAUCCUUUUAAUUCAUUCAAAGGGUUGUUAUUAGGAUCCAAACGAGUUUCAGGGUGGUGGUUUUGAUCCCUUUCCAGUGGCCAAAUCAAAUUUUCAUUCUUUAGCCUCACUCCGAGCCAGUUACAGUCUUUAGUCGACCAUAUGUCUGUACAUUUGAGUGCCUUGACUGCCUGUUUUGUUAGAAAGGCCCAUCAACGGUUUUGUAAUUUGUGUUAUGUACGUUGUAUAAAAAAAGCAAUUUUAGCUUCCUUCGGAUUUGCUCAAUUAUAAAUUAUUUAAUAAUUAUUAUAAAGGAAUCACUAUUUGAAAAGGUGAUAAUGUUUGAAGUUACUAGAUGCAGCUUCAUCAGCAGAGCGCUAUUUCAAUUGGUCUUUGUUUUCUUGCCAUAAACUGGUAACAAUUAAAAUGAUUUUUAAAAAAUAGAUCUGGAGACUAUACCGGAGGUUGCUAAGCCACAAUGAACCUCAUACACUUCACAUAUUAUGACAGAUUUGCCUACGUACAAACGCCCACAAACGAUCCAUUCUAUUGCUAUUUCUAAGUCGAUUCGCUGCGUUUUACUGAUUAAGCGUACUAUUGUGGAAGAGAUCCACUGGGUAUCAUACAAUAAAUGUGCGCUCGUAAAAUUAUUGAUCACACUCACGCCUAACUUAAAUGAACAUGAUAUAAAUUGUGAUCACUGAUUUUUACAAAGCAGUACAACAGGAGGGAAGUCAAGGAACACCUGCCCCGCCCCCAUCCCACCCUACCCUCUCAAAUAAAGAAGGUUUUAAGCAAUAUAAAACCUGAUCGAUAUCACUGUAAGGGACAAAUGAAAUGUGCAAUUAUUUAUUCUCUGUGUGGUGCUUUAGAUACCCCUCCCUGAUUGCCAUUAGAAGUAUAAGUAAGUUCGUAUUCUAGUUAGAGUUUCAGACAACACUCCUUGCAUAGGCUUUAAUCUAUUAAUUCAUCACAUUAAAAGUAUCUCACUUUAUGCAAACAGAAGAGAAUUAAACCACUCUGGAAUGUCUGCAAAAAGUAUGUGAAAAAGCAAAAAAAAAAAAAAAAA